Molecule: messenger RNA, 3477 nt
Organism: Alligator sinensis (Chinese alligator)
Lineage: Eukaryota; Metazoa; Chordata; Crocodylia; Alligatoridae
Product: doublesex- and mab-3-related transcription factor 2-like
Exons: 2
Coding region: 131-1117 (328 amino acids)
Biological process (GO): sex differentiation; regulation of transcription by RNA polymerase II
Cellular component (GO): nucleus
Molecular function (GO): DNA-binding transcription factor activity, RNA polymerase II-specific; RNA polymerase II cis-regulatory region sequence-specific DNA binding
Source: RefSeq, a predicted model, not a curated record
GACCGUCUACCAGCGGCACGUGCGGCCGCCCAGCCUGCUGGCCAAGAGCAUCCUCGAAGGUUAUCGCCCCAUUCCAGCAGAUCCCUACGUAGGAGGGAAUUCACCCUUACCAGCACCUGUCAGUGACCGGAUGAGAAAAAGACGGGCUUUUGCUGAUAAAGAGCUGGAGAACAUUAUGCUAGAGAGAGAGUAUAAAGAAAGGGAGAUGAUAGAAGCUACUCAAGCUGCUACCCUUUUUCUGCCUAACCACAUGGUGCAUGGAACUGAAUACAAUUCCUACAAAACUGCCUUUAAUCCCUCUCAGAUUGAAGCUCCCAAUAAGGAAUUUUGCAAUUUCUUACCAACCUGCCUUGAUCUAACCAUGCAGUAUUCAGGAUCUGGGAACAUGGAACUGAUUUCUUCAAAUGUCAGUGUAGCUACUACCUACAGACAGUAUCCCUUAUCCUCCAGGUUCUUGGUGUGGCCAAAAUGUAGCCCCAUCAGUGAUGCUCUUCUCUAUCAGCAAUGUUUGUUAAAUGCUACCACUGUCCAGACUCUCAAACCGGGGGCAGGCUGGGACUCCAAAGUUUCACAAAGUCAGGAUUGUCUAAACUCGGAGCAUGACAUGAUGUCACCAAAAAUUGAAAGCUCAUUUGUCUUUUCUCACCCUCGAGAAACUCGGCAGUCUCAAAGUGACAUUCAAAGCGCCUCCCGAGAUGCCCGGGAGAGGUCAGCUUUCUCCCCUCCGAAAAGAGCUUUCUCACAAAUUUCUGAUAAAGAUUCUCUGGCUACACAAGAGCAUGUCUUAAGCAAGAUUAGCAAAGAGAGUACCAAGUACUCUGCCCCACUCAAGUACAGUCCAUUUCACUCGCUGCUCCAGCAAACAUUUCACGAUAAAUCAAGCUCUGAGUUAAGACCAUCGUUUGUAAAAGAGACCUUUGAAGAGGCUUCUAAGAAGUACAGAGAAUGCUCCAUCAAAGAGAACCAAAAGUAUAAAUUUACAAUAGACAGAUAUGCAAAAGACUUUUUUGGGGCCAAACAAGCUGCAACAAAACUCUCAACAAAUGAGCCUCUGUCAUUUUCAGUUGAAUCAAUCCUUAAACGGCCCUCUUCUGCAGUCAGCAAUGUCUCUCAGUAGACUGCAUCUUCAAAGUCAAGUUUAAAUGCUUGCCCUCAGCAACUGUUGCCACUGUUUGCCUUUUCUCUUCAAAAUUUUAUACAGAGGAAUUUGUGAUGUAAAUGGUGAUUUAAAAAAAAACGUACAUAAUUAUGCAUGUUCUCUCUCAUGAAAAUAAAUAUAUUUAAAUUUUUAAAGUGAAAACUGUGAAUGUGCAGAUUAUAAAGCACUAUGCUUUAUACAGCUUUCCAAACACUACAGCUCUAAAGGGAGGUUCAUUGUGAGUCCAGUACAAUACUACUAGCAGGGCAAAGACUAGGCAUCAUUUUUGCCUUGUGUCUCUAUUCCCUCCCCAGCAGUGCAGGGAUGAAUUCACUUGCAGAACAUACAUAUUGUUUUAUUUGCUAUGAUAUCUAUACUAGCUGUAUUAUAUCUAUAAAUUUGCUAAAUGUAUAAAACUGAAUAAUAUAAUAUCUCUGCUAAUUAUUUGCUAUGUUGGAGUAACCCAUCAUUUCAUGGAACAGGCUAUGUGCCAGUGUGCCCAUGUUAAUCUUUUCAUUGACUGCAGUGGGCUUUGAAUCUGAAUUCUGAGCAUGAUUGUCAUUCUGAAAGGAUAACUUUCAGGCUAGUUUAUCCUAGAGAACUAGCUUAUUUUUGGCCUCGUUCUUGAAAUCUUCCUCUUUCAAGCAAGAAUGUGACUUGGUCAAUUAUGAAGUAUGGAACUAGGUUUGAGGACAGGAAAGAUGGAAAAGAAAGUCCAGUGAUAUUUUUUUUGUAAGUUCCCCCUCCCUACCUCCCCAGAUAAAGGUCUUUUCUUCGUCCAAAGAGUCAUUAAAAUUCUUCUCAGGUUCUUCACUAACUUUAAUAUUUCAUUUCCUAAUCUGGUCACUUUUGAUAAUGUAAUCAGGUUAGAUAUGUUGUCCUAAAUGAAAUGUACUUUAUAUGGUUAAAAAAUUGCAUAGGAUGAAUGCUAAAUAAUUUUUAAAAAUGCUAUAAAAGGUAAAAUUUAAGGUAUAAUAAUUAUUUAAAAAAAGGUAAAAAAUAAGUAUCUUUAAGCAAUAAAAUGAGGUUAAUUGGUAGAAACCACCAUGGCAUGAAGCCUCCUUCAGAAAGUAGAAAUCUUCAUUUUUUGGAUUCUAUGGUUGAUACACUUACUACAUUUCUUGAAACUGUGUUAGGUUUUUCUUUUAACAUUUUGAAGUCACCAGACCUUCCCCCCCUGCUUUCCUUAUACACCUUAACUUUAAUCCUGUCAAGUGUGUUUGUUUAGUCAUAUUUGUUUUACAGUCAUAAGGUUUUAGUAGAGCAGGAUGAACAAAUAUCAGUGGAAGAUAAAAGUCAGACUGUGAGCAGAAUUAUUGUUGUGUCAAUUUAUUCCCUAUUCAAAUGGGUUCAAUGACCUUUAUUCAAAACAAAUAUCAACCUAUUGAUUGGCAGUACCGGGAAUGUUUCUUCAAAUGUUUGAUAUCUGAGUUGGCUGAGUAGAAUUACCUGAGUAUCAUGAGAGUGUUCUUUUCCCUGGCUGGGUGAUGUGACUUUUAUGAGCUGCUUUUAUCUCUCUGUCGGAGUUUUUAUACUGUUGCUCAUCACUGGAGAAUCUGAGUACUUUCUAUGUAAAAUCACCCCCAUGGCAGGGGGUUGGACUUGAUGAUCUGCUCAGGCCCCUUCCGACCCUACCAACUAUGAAACUAUGAAACCAGUGGUAGUAAAGUCUGUCUUUUGCCUAAAAACUAGUUUCAUUUAGUAGUAAUAAAAACAAAUGUUUAUAAAUUUAACAAAUCCUAGCCACAGGCUCAAAAUUCAUAUUGAAUAAACAUUAAUACAAACAGGACUGUGCUCGUACAAACAUUAAAAUUAUGUUCUCAAUGUUGCUUCCAUUGUGGUCACACCACUUUUUAAAGUCCCUGAGAAAAUUUGAAUUCCUUUUUCCAACUUUGCCCUGAGCCACCUCCCAUUAUGGUCAAUGGAAAGACUACUAAUUAAGUAGGAGGUAAAUCAGGCCUUAUUUGCAUAGCUCUAGAUGGUAGCUAACCAUGAAUUGACAUUCACUAUGAAUCACAACAGUCUACUAGCUUUUGCCUUUUCAUAUCUCAUGGUUUCGUUAUCAUGGCUUUGUUCUUUGGUUGUGAAAUGCUAACAAAGGAAUUUAAUUUAAAAUGUUAUUUGUUUCUUAAGCUGUUGGCGUAAACUGUGAUGAGAGAUGAAAGGAAACUAAACAUCCAGCCAAUGGAUCAGUAUUAUGCUUUGGGAAUCAGUCCUACAUAAAUAUCUCUUCAUCUGACAAUGGAUGUAACGAAUUUUGUUCAAUGUAAAAUCAGAAAUCAAUUUCCUAGAGAAGGAUAAUCUUAAUGUAUGUCUGAAAUAAAUGCUGUAACUCAUGA